Ostrea edulis (European flat oyster) is the source of this 5206-nucleotide messenger RNA. RefSeq names its product beta-1,3-galactosyltransferase brn-like. Gene Ontology annotation, cellular component: membrane. The transcript is spliced from 3 exons. The coding region runs from base 320 to 1384 and encodes 354 amino acids. NCBI's taxonomy places the organism in Eukaryota, Metazoa, Mollusca, Bivalvia, Ostreida, Ostreidae. The record is from RefSeq and is a predicted model, not a curated record. Gene Ontology annotation, molecular function: hexosyltransferase activity; UDP-glycosyltransferase activity.
UUGAGGCCGAACGAACCUUCAUUUGCGGUUACGGAAACCUGGGUUAGAUAAAAUGUACAACAGUUUUGUAUCCCUCAGUAAUGAUUUUCAAAGUGAUUUACCUUUCUAAGUAAAAAUCAUUUCAUUAAUCAAGUAUUUUUUAAUAAUAAUUACAAAGUGAUUCGGAAGGCAAUGAUCCGGAACUGGGACACCACGUACCACGGCAAUCAAGGCAGGAUAAAUCAGCUCACUGUGUCCGUAUUACCCGCAGGGGUCCUGUGUAUUACCAGGCAGAACCAGAAUCAGGUCUGAAGUUUUACAGAUUUGGAUGGCAGUUUAAAUGACAGUCAUGAGAGUGAUACGCAUACUUGGCAGCUAUUCAAACAUAGGGAAAUUUAGUCACCUAUACUUCAGCCUGUUGAUAUUUUGCAUUAUAAGUGUCUGUUACUUUGGAUAUAUGGUGCACCAAAGUAAUAAGUACACAUGCGCAAAUGAAUUUGGAUAUACCCAAUAUAAAUUUGACAAUUUGGACAACAUAACACUCAGUCCUGUUAACAUUCAUCACCAUCAACUUCAACUUGUUGCUGAGUCCACAUGUAAAGCCAUUCCAGAGAUAUAUUUACUAACAGUAGUGAAGUCUGCAACUAAAAACUUUAACAAAAGAAAUUGCAUCAGGCAGACUUGGGGAAGGGAUAGUAAUUCUGGGAACCGGAAGGUGAUUUUUAUCCUAGGAUACAAUGAAGAAGACCAAGAAAGAGUGAAAUCGGAGUCAGAAAAGUUUAACGACAUUGUUCAAGAAAAUUUCCAAGAUGGAUACUGGAGCAACACACUUAAAAUGGAAAUGGCAUUUAACUGGAUUAUAAAGUAUUGUAGUAAUGCUAGAUAUUCUGUCUUUGUGGAUGACGAUAUGUAUUUGAAUGUGCCUAAUGCUUUAAAAUACCUUCAUUCAGUAGAUGAGAGUAAGAUGGAGAAUCUGUACAGUGGGCUUGUUGUGGAAGAGCCAUUUCCUACUCGAGAUUACUUCAAUAAGCAUUAUAUAUCCAGACAAGAUUAUCCAUUUGACUGUUUUCCUCCAUACAUACCAUCAGGAACAGUUUUCUUUAACAAGGCUGUCAUCCAAAAAAUGCAGAAGCUAAUCCCUUACAUUCCACAUUUUCGAGAGGAUGAUGUAUAUCUUGGCAUGGUUGCACAAAAAGCAGGGGUAAUUCCAUCAAAACUUAAUUUCCUCAUUGGACUUGGGGAUAGUAGAUCAGACCUUAAAUAUUUGCCUUGUUUGAUUUCUGAUCAUGGAUAUACUACUAUAGAGAUGUUUAAAUCUGCGUACACUGAAACUCAUUCUAAGAAUUUAUCAGUAGAAGCAAUUAUGGAGGUAUGCAUUCUAAACAACAAAGUUAAAGACCUGUAAAACAAUGGCAAAUUUAACAUGCUAUUUAAAAUAACCUGAACAUGCAGUCCAUGUAUAAUGGAUUUAAAUCACAUCUGACUGGCAAAUGAACUCGAUGAAUCCCACCAUACAGUCUAUGUCAUCCCAUAGAAAUUGUCCUCCUUCAUUCCUCAUGUAGACACAGUGCUGGAUUCCGUUAGCAUUGUCAGGUUGUCCUGGUAACCAAUAAAUUGACCCAUUCAGCGAAUGUUUUGAGUGAGUCCAAAUGAAGUGCCCUUCGAACUUGAUAUCAGUCAAUCCAAUCCAGUACCAGAGGAAGGCAAAGUCUGCAGCAGAAGGGCAAAAAUUAAUACAAGCAUCCACUUUGAUGUUGUGUUAAUUCUGUAUGAGUGGAUAUUCACAACUUGUUUUACUAUUUGUUUGUGUGAUAUGUGAUUUUCACAUGUAGAAGUGAUAUUUAUUUGAUUAUUUUUCAUUGAAUUGAUAAAGAAAUUGUACACCAUGGAUUCACCUGAGCUGAAAGCUCAAGUGGGCUUUUCUGAUCACCUUUUGUCCGUCCGUUUAUCUGUAAACUUUUCACAUUUCAUCUUCUUCUCCAAAACCACUUAGCCAAUUUCAAUCAAACUUAGAAGAAAUCAUUCUUGAGUGAAGGAGAUUUGAGUUUAUUCAAAUAUAUGUCUCCUUCAAAGUGGAGAUGGUCAUGAAUAGGCUGGGGUCAUUUAAAAAUCUUCUCAAGAACCACUGGGCCAGAAUAGUGGAAAUUUACAUGAAAGUUUCUUAACAUAAAGUAGAUUAAAGGUUAAUCAGAUCAUGGACUUCGGGGAUAGGGUGAGGCCACAAUAGGGGAUCAAAGUUUUACAUGCUAAUAUAUUGGGGUAUAGGGUAAAAAUCUUCUCAAGAACCAGUUGGCCAGAACAGUUGAAAUUUACAUUAAAGUUUCCAGACAUAGAAUAGAUUUAAUUUUGUUCAAAUCAUGAUUCCCAGGGGUAGGGUGGGGCCCCAACAUGGGAUCAAAGUUGUAUAUGCUGAUAUGCAUGUAGGAAAAAUCUUUUGAAAAACAUCUCUUGAACUAUUUAUGCUAGGGCUUUCAUAUUGUGUAUAUACAUUCUAUACAGCAAGACUUUUCAUGUGAUACAAUGAUAUAUGACCUUGACCUGGAAGUUUGACCUACUUUUAUUAAAAAAUUGACCCAUUCAAUAUUUCCUUUACUAUUUUUAACAAGUACGUCUCUCAUAUUUUGUAUAUAUACUUCAUUUGGCAAGACCUUUCAUAUCACUUGUAAACUUGAACUCGAAGUUUCAACUACUUUCAAGAAAACACCAUAUUAAAUAUAUCGAGGGUCCAUGUUUGCCCAACUCUCUAUUUUGUAUUGCUUGUAGGAGUUAAGAGAUUGAUCACUGUUUGUUAUCUUCGCCUUUCAUCAGGAAAUAUCUUAGGUAGGACUUUCAUAUUUUGUAUAUAGAUUCUUUAUGGCAAGACCUUGAAACGCAAUGGUGUUUGAUCUUUUGGCCUACUUUUCAAAAAAAAAAAUGCUGACCUAUUCAAUAUCCCCAUAACUAUUUAAGGUAGGGAUUUCAUAUUUUUCGUUCGGGGGGGGAGGGGGGGGGGGUAUUAGGAAUCACUUUGUCCGUCUGUGCAGAUUCGUGUCCAGGCCAUAACUUCUUUGUUCUUUGACAUAAGCUUACCAUAUUUGGCACACAGGUGGAUCACCAUGAGACGAUGUGUCGAGUACCUUCAUGACCGCUAUAUGACCUUGACCCUUGACCUCAAGGUCAAAAUUAAAGGUUUACAAUGGAUUCAUGUCCGGGCCAUAACUUCUUUGUUCUUUGACAUAGGCAUACCAUAUUUGACACAUAAGUGUAUCACCAUGAAAUGAUGUGUCGGGUACCUUCAUGAUCUCUAUAUGACCUUGAACUUUGACCUCAAGGUCAAAAUUGAUUAUAGAGUUUUGACAUUGUCAUACCAUAAGACAUGGGUGUAUCACCAUAAGACUAUGUGUCAUGUACAUUCAUGAUCUCUUUAUAACCUUGACCUUUGAUCUCAAGGUCAAAAUUAUAGGUUUAUGCCAUGGAUUUGUGUUCGGACUAUAUCUUCCAUUUUCUUCUACAAAGGCAUACCAUAUUUUUACAAUCGGGAAAGAGGUAAUUUAUACCUAUUAACAACACCCUUUGGGAGAUUGGGGUAAGUGAGGGGUAUUCUUAGUGAGCAUUGCUCACAGUACCUCUUGUUUAUAUAGAUUUUUUGUGGUAAGACCUUGUUACUCCUUGAAAUGUGACCUUGGAGUUGGACCUACUUUUUAAUAAUUUGACCUUUUCAAUAUCUCUUGACCUAUUUAAUGUAGAUCUUUCAUAUUUUGUACAAAAAUUUCUAAUGGCAAGACCUUUUAUUUCAUACUUUCACCUUGUGGUUUACCCUUCCUGUAAGAAAAAGUAACAUGUUAAAUGUCUUCAGAACUAUUCAGGGUAGGGCUCUCAUAUUUUGUAUACAGAUUCAUUAUGACAAAACCUUGUGAUAUGUGUGACCUUGACCUACUUUUUAAAAACCUGGCCUAAUCAGUAUCUCCUGAACUAUUUAAGAUAUAGAGCUUUCAUAUUUUGUAUAUAGAUAUAUUUCAUUUCAUAUCAUGAUCUAUGACUUUAUGACCUUGUUUUUAACCAGUGCUAGUCAAUACUCAAUUAUAUUAAUGUUGUGUGAAUUCAUUUUCAGUUAUAUCAUGAUCCUUUAGGGCCACAAUAUGGGGUCAAAAUAUAUCGUGAAAAUAAAGAAUUGAUAAAAAAAAAUCAUUUAAAAAUCACAAUUGCUGAACAACGGCAGGGCCAAGAUGACUCAGGUGAGCGAUUGGCCUCUUGUUUUAUACUGAUUAUAAUUGUUAUUCUUUUUAUUUAAUUUGAAUUGCAUUUGUAUUAUGUAAUUAGACUACCACAAAUUUCUUUGUUUUGUGACAGAAAAUGACAUUUCUUUCCAAUUUUUGAUACUACAUGUAUAUGAUUUGAUUUUUCUUUAAUACAUUUCAUAGACUGAACACACCACAAAACAAAGUACUGAGAAGCACUAAACUUGGUUUGUAAUGAUGCUGUAUGGAUAUACAAGACAUAAUAAUACUACUAGCAUACUAAAACAUAAUCCUCCACAAAUGCCAAUUGAUGGAAAGAAUAAAAUAUUGUGACACUUUUCUAAGCAAUUAUAAAUACAUGUUAUACUAGUAUUUAAGAUGAAAUGAGAGUUUUUAUGAAAUGGAAGAAUGAAAAGGCCCAGAUAAUUAACAGUGAACACAGACCCCUGGACACACCUGAGGUGGGAUCAGGUGAAUAGGAGGAGUAAACACCCCCUGUUGACUUGUCACACUCACCCAAGCCCUAUAUCUUGAUCAGGUAAACAAAAUAAUACCUAGUCAAAGUCAGUCUGUAAAGAACAGUCUAACAAUUGAUAUGAAACAUCUUUGACAGCAUUUGAUUCAAUGACAAGUUGUAUUGGUAAAUUAGAUCAUUAUGACGACCUAGGAAUUUAUUAAUUAUAUACAUAUGUACAUGUAACUAUAAACAAGACUGUUGAAACCCCUGUAACAUCAACUUGUUUGUCAGUAGCCUGCCACAAUCUUAAAAACUGACCAUAUGCAGAACAUGCUCAUGCAUAUUAAAUUAGUUGAGAGAUAUAAACACCUUAUGCAGGUGAUGAUUUAAUAUUGCUACAUAAAUAUAGGAUGUUGACAGUGGAGAAACUGAAGUCAUCCCGUUUGUCAUAAAGUGGAGUUGUUAUUUUGCUGUUUACAAAGAAUAUACAAGUAUGAAAAGAUUUUAUAUCUGGUAUUAAAAUGAACAAUUCAUAUUGUUCAAUCUAGUUAGA